AUGGCAGCGCCUUCUAGCAGCACAUGCGAGAACAUGGAGAGGUCAAUACUGGAGCGGGUGCCACCGCUGCUGACGGACCUCUACCAGUUCACCAUGGCUUAUGCAUAUUGGCGUGCCGGGCGGCACCAGGAGCAUUCCGUGUUCGAACUCUUUUUCAGGGAAAACCCAUUUUGUGGCUGCUUCACGCUGUUCGCCGGGCUGAACGAUUGCCUCCUGUUUCUGCAAAGUUUUCGCUUCACAGACAAAGAUGUGGACUUUCUGCGCUCCGUUUUACCGGCUGCUACGGACCCUGCCUUUUUCCAAUUCCUGCGAAGUCUUGACUGUUCCGGUGUUACACUCCGUUCUGUCCCAGAAGGCACGGUGGUCUUUGCCCGGGAGCCUCUGAUGGAGGUUGCAGGCCCACUGGCUGUGGUUCAAUUGCUGGAGACCAGUUUACUUUGUCUUGUAAAUUAUGCAAGUCUAGUUUGCAGUAAUGCUGCCCGCUUCCGCCUGGCGUCUGGUCCCCGGAAGAAACUUCUGGAGAUGGGGCUCAGAAGGGCUCAGGGGCCAGAUGGAGGCCUCACUGCUUCCAGAUAUUCAUAUAUUGGAGGUUUCGAUCUCACCAGUAAUGUUCAGGCUGGGUUGCUGUUUGGGAUCCCUGUUGCAGGGACAAUGGCUCAUUCAUAUGUCACGUCCUUUACGUCUAUGGAGGAGGUUUGCCCACAAAUGCUCGUUGGAGUGAACAGCAACCCUGAGCCAGUGGACUUCAUUUCACUAACCAAGGGUUGGCUGGCUCGAGUGUGUGAGCUUUUGGGGGUGGAGCCUGGGAAGAUUCAUGAGGGAGAGUUGGCUGCCUUUCUGUCAUACGCUAUCGCCUACCCCCAGAACUUCCUCCCUGUAAUUGACAGUUAUAGUGUUACCUGCAGUGGCCUGUUGAACUUCUGUGCUGUGGCCUUGGCAUUGUGUGAAUUGGGCUAUAGGCCGGUGGGGGUUCGAUUGGACAGUGGAGACCUCUGCAAGCAAUCAGUGGAUGUGCGCCGUGUCCUAAGACUCUGUAGCAAGCAUUUCUCUACCUCUGCCUUUGAUUCAUUUAUUAUUGUUGGGACAAAUAACAUCUCAGAGCAAACCAUGGUGGAAUUCAACAGGAAGGAGAAUGAGAUUGACGUGAUUGGGGUUGGGACACAUCUUGUCACUUGCACUAAACAACCAUCACUGGGUUGUGUGUAUAAGCUUGUGGAGGUAAGGGGCAGGCCUACAAUGAAGAUAAGCGAGGAUCCAGAGAAGAGCACGGUCCCAGGAAGGAAAUCUGUCUACAGGUUACUAGAUGCUGAGGGACAUCCCUUUCUGGACCUGGUUUGUUUGGCACAGGAGUCACCACCAGAGGCAGGAAUCCAUAUUAGGUGCCAUCCUUUGGCUAAUGAUGGUACUCCACUCUCUGUAACGCCAGUUCAGGUCAUUUGUCUGCGCAAAGAAGUGUUUACCAAAGGACAAGUCACACACCCUUUGAGCUGUGCUUCAGAAACUAAAGCUAACGUCAAUGACUCCCUUCAGAGCCUUCACCCUCGACAUAAGCAACUGGAACAGCCUGAGUCAUACACAGUGGCAUUGUCAGAGAAACUAUACAACUUGGUCACAGAUCUAACAAGAGGAAGUGCAAAGAACAAGAACUCAAUCUUAUUCAAUUAA
Molecule: messenger RNA, 1665 nt
Organism: Nerophis lumbriciformis (worm pipefish)
Lineage: Eukaryota; Metazoa; Chordata; Actinopteri; Syngnathiformes; Syngnathidae
Source: RefSeq, a predicted model, not a curated record